This is a messenger RNA of Parascedosporium putredinis, 1080 nucleotides long. The record is from the annotation of a GenBank genome assembly. Lineage: Eukaryota; Fungi; Ascomycota; Sordariomycetes; Microascales; Microascaceae.
AUGUCUGCUCUUUCCAAGCUCUCGCUCUUCGUCCUUCCCGCGGUCGUCCUUGCCGGCGUCCACCCCGGCCCCAAGGGCGGCAGCUGGGUCAACGUCCACGACGUCGUCUAUGACCGCUUCGGUGCCGACGGCGUUGAGCCCUGCACCUACGAGGUCACCAAGACCUGCGACAAGCCUUGGUGCGGUGGUCUCCCCACCGACGGCCCUGCUCCCGGCUUCACCGUCACCACUGCCGUCUGCAAGACCUGCGGUCCCCAUCCCAUCACCGCUACUUUGACCACUCCCUGCGAGGAGGAGACCGGUGCUCCCCGCCCCAAGCCCGGCGGUGGCAACGGUGGCAACGGUGGCAACGGCGGCAACGGAGGUAACGGCGGCAACGGUGGUGGCUCCAACGGCGGCGGUCCCCACGGUGGCGGUCCUCAUGGCGGUCCCCACGGCGGCGGCAACGGUGGCGGCAACGGUGGCGGCAACGGUGGAAAUGGUGGCAACGGCGGUAACGGCGGCAACGGUGGCUCCGGCUCCGGUGGUGGCAAUGGUGGCAACGGUGGUAACGGCGGCAAUGGCGGAAACGGUGGCUCCGGCAACGGUGGUGGCUCCGGCGGCAACGGUGGAAACGGCGGCAACGGAGGUAACGGUGGCUCUGGCUCCGGUGGUGGCUCCGGUGGCAAUGGCGGCAACGGAGGCAACGGAGGCAACGGUGGAUCUGGCUCUGGCUCUGGAUCCGGCGGUAACGGAGGCAACGGCGGCAAUGGAGGCAACGGUGGCAACGGUGGUGGCAAUGGUCAGCCCGGCCAGCCUGGUACUCCCGGCCAGCCCGGUCAGCCUGGUCAACCUGGUCAGCCCGGCCAGCCUGGACAGCCCGGUGGUGGUCAGCCUGGUGAGCCCGGCCAGCCUGGCCAGCCUGGUACUCCCGGUGGUGGCAGCGGCGGCUCUGGUUCUGGCUCCGGUUCCGGUUCCGGUUCCGGCUCUGGUGGCAACGGUGGCCCUGUCCAGGUUGCCGGCAGCCCCAAGCUCAUCGCCAUCGGUGCCAGCAUCUUCGUGGUUGCGCUCUCCACCCUCAUGGCUCUCCCUUUGAUGUAA